This is a messenger RNA of Pocillopora verrucosa, 795 nucleotides long. RefSeq lists its product as uncharacterized. Gene Ontology annotation, molecular function: acyltransferase activity, transferring groups other than amino-acyl groups. NCBI's taxonomy places the organism in Eukaryota, Metazoa, Cnidaria, Anthozoa, Scleractinia, Pocilloporidae. The record is from RefSeq and is a predicted model, not a curated record.
CAAUGUUUUUCAUCAUGGCGGACGAAUCAUUGGCAGACAAGUAAACGUAGUUUACGCUUUUAGCCGCUCUGUUUCAGGAAUCUAAGUGUGAGGAUGAGUGACUGGAUUGAGCAUGGCUUCCAUAUCUAUCAAGUACAAUUAAACACGAAGAACAGAAGGAAGUUUCGUCAGGUUGCCAGAGAUACUUGUGGAGAAUCAAUGGAGCCACAAGACGACGACUUGGUGAUGUUUGGAGAGAAACUGGACGAAAAAGAUCCAGUUGUCUGUGUAAUCUGUGCCAAACUGGCAAAGGAUAAUGUUGAAGAUACAGCAAAUGAACAUUAUUUCCACUGGAUUAACUUUAUUUUUGUCAAAGGAAAAUUCCAAGGACAAGGUUUUGGUGGGAAAAUGUUAAGUGCAAUGGAACAAGAACUCAGGCAAAGAAGAUUAAGACCAAUAAGACUUGAAAGUGCAGUCAAGGCCGUGAACUUCUUUAAAACACAAAAUUACAAAGAAAUUGGAGAGCCAAUGAAUUGUGUCUGUUCUGGCUCAGCCUUAUUUAGAACAUUACAAAGAAUGGAGAAAUUCUCAAAGAUGUAACUCUUUUUAUUAAAAGUCUGCACUCUUAUUAUGUGCAGAUUGUGGUAUGCUCCCUUGAGAUGCUGGCAACAUCAGGGAAAACACUUAUCAGAGUAAUUUAUAUCAUGGCCAAUUGAUGAGACAUAAGCUGUCAAAUAUUUGUGCUCAUACAAAUGCAUUCUAUUAGGUGGAUUUGAAAGAAAAUUAGUGAAGUAAACAAGAUGGCACAGGCAACAA